Messenger RNA from Trifolium pratense (red clover), 1506 nucleotides. RefSeq names its product probable serine/threonine-protein kinase PBL19. Bases 156 to 1217 code for a protein of 353 amino acids. Gene Ontology annotation, biological process: protein phosphorylation. Lineage: Eukaryota; Viridiplantae; Streptophyta; Magnoliopsida; Fabales; Fabaceae. The transcript is spliced from 4 exons. The record is from RefSeq and is a predicted model, not a curated record. Gene Ontology annotation, molecular function: ATP binding; protein kinase activity.
UGUUUUCUAUCACUCUUUCUUUGCACUUUCACGCGUGUUUCCACACAUUUUUUUCUUUGACUUCACGUAACAAAUCCUCUUUAAAUUUCCAUUUCUCAUUUAUUCAUUUUCUUACCUUCAAUUACUUCUUACAUAUUUUUCUUAGUGAUUCCAAUAUGAAGUGUUUUUUCUUCAAACAUAAAUCAAAAUCAGACCCAGAUUUAAACCAUAAAAAGAAGAAAAACAAUGCAACAAAAAAAUCUACUAGUGCUCAUUCAUCACCAAGGAGUAUAAAAGAGUUGUACAAAGAGAAGGAACACAAUUUCAGAGUUUUUACACUAAGGGAGCUUAUAAAUGCAACAAAUGGUUUCAAUAAGGUGCUGAAAAUUGGAGAAGGAGGUUUUGGUAAAGUAUAUAGAGGAACAAUUACUCCUGAAAAUGGAAUUGGUAACUCAAUUGUGGUUGCAAUAAAAAAACUCAACACUCGUGGAUUUCAGGGGCAUAAAGAAUGGCUUGCAGAAGUUCAAUUUCUAGGAAUUGUGAAUCAUCCAAAUUUGGUUAAGCUUUUGGGAUAUUGUUCUGUUGAUGGUCAGAGUGGAAUCCAACGGUUGUUAGUGUAUGAGUUUAUGCCUAAUAGGAGUUUAGAAGAUCAUCUUUUCAGUCGUUCAUUACCUCUUUUGCCUUGGAAAACAAGAUUACAGAUCAUGCUUGGUGCUGCUCAAGGAUUACAGUAUCUACAUGAGGGAUUGGAAAUUCAGGUGAUCUAUAGAGAUUUCAAAUCAUCAAAUGUGCUGUUGGACAAGGAAUUCCAUCCUAAGCUCUCAGAUUUUGGUCUUGCUAGGGAGGGCCCAACAGGUGACAAGACUCAUGUCUCUACUGCGGUAGUUGGGACAAGGGGCUAUGCUGCACCAGAGUAUCUUGAAACAGGUCAUCUAAAAUCAAAGAGUGACGUUUGGAGUUUUGGUGUAGUAUUGUAUGAGAUUCUCACAGGAAGACGAACAAUUGAAAGAAAUCUUCCGAUAGCGGAACAAAAGCUUAUAGAAUGGGUUAAAAACUACCCUGCUGAUACUAGCAGAUUCAGCUUGAUUAUAGACCCUCGACUCACGAAACAAUAUUCUCUUGAUUCAGCUAGGAAAAUUGCUAAGUUGGCAGAUAGUUGCUUGAAGAAGAAUGCUGAAGAUAGGCCAUCAAUGAGUCAAGUAGUGGAAAAUUUGAAACAAGCAUUGGAAUGUUCAUAAAGUUAAACACUAGUUUGAACUCUCAAUUUCCUUGACCUGAGAUGGUUCCAAAUGUUGGAUUACUUAAUUAAAUUAACUAUAGAUUGGUUCCAAGAUAAAUUGAUGAAGAAUCAAAUAUAGUUAAUAAGAGGAACAUAUAAACGAGUCCUAAAUCCAUGCCCAAUCAUGUACAAAGCUUAUCCAUGAAGUUUAUACAGUGAUUAACUACUAUUGAAGUUCAUGUGUGAGUGAUUAGUUUCGUAUUUGACUAAAAUGAGUUAAAUGAGUGAUACAUAAGAAGCGACUCAUA